AUGUUUGCGUGUAUCACAUAUGUCCAUUUAUACGCUGAGGCUGACAUCGGAAUCAGCUACCGGCAUUACACCUAUUCCUCUGGAUCUGCAGAUGAAGGCUUCAGCUUAGUUAUUGCUCGUAUUCUAUAUCUGGAUAUACCAACUGAAGAGAUCACUUAUCUCGUGUUGUCGGCAUCGGCGUUGCGCAGUGAUUUGAUUUAUGUGCGUGAAUCUCGUUGGCCUAGCAUAAGCUUCCGCGGACGACAUGAACUAUCUUUUAAUGCUGAUGUUGGUCCCACUAUGUCGUCAGGAUUAUCCUUCCCGGAGAUAAAUGCGGCUUUGGCAUUGAGAUUGUUGGCGGACGACUACGUCGAUCGGGGUACUGCUGGGAGUAGCGGAGGCAUCGGCUCCGCUAACAAAGAGAUUGCGGGUUUCCGUGACCGGUGA
This is a messenger RNA of Vicia faba (fava bean), 426 nucleotides long. Lineage: Eukaryota; Viridiplantae; Streptophyta; Magnoliopsida; Fabales; Fabaceae. The record is from the annotation of a GenBank genome assembly.